This is a messenger RNA of Xylaria bambusicola, 936 nucleotides long. RefSeq names its product kinase-like domain-containing protein. Gene Ontology annotation, molecular function: protein kinase activity; ATP binding. The transcript is spliced from 5 exons. Lineage: Eukaryota; Fungi; Ascomycota; Sordariomycetes; Xylariales; Xylariaceae. Gene Ontology annotation, biological process: protein phosphorylation. The record is from RefSeq and is a predicted model, not a curated record. The coding region runs from base 1 to 936 and encodes 311 amino acids.
AUGGCGUCUACUAUUGUGGGUGAUUCCGGUCGCGUUUACGUCAAAAGCGACGUGCUCCAGCGCAAUCGCGAGAAUGACAAUCUCAGCAUCUUCAAAGCUGAGUAUGUCUUAAACUCCGUGUCAGAGAACCAGUCUUUUGCCGUCAAGCGCGUGUCUAGGCCAUUCUAUAAUAUGUCGGUUCGCCUUGCGACCGAAUUUGCGGGCUCCCGCGUUCUUAUCUAUCCUUAUUAUACAACUACCCUAUUGUCCUUAAUUCAGGACAAACCGGACUUUUCCCCAACUCAACGAUAUAAAAUUCUACGAUAUACAGCAGAAGCUAUAGCAGAGCUUCAUAAUAAAAACUGGAUCCAUAUUGAUAUUAAGCCAGACAAUAUCUUGGUUAAUUUGACUUGCGAUAACGUUACCAACGUAGCGCUAGGUGAUUUUGACAUUGCUUGCAAGCUAGAGGAUGGACAUGUCUUCCAGACGCCUCACGCAAUAGGGAAUGCGAUGUGGCGAAGCCCAGAGGGGCAGACUGGAACGGGUGUGAGUAAGGCAUCGGACAUGUUCUCAUUUGGGCUCGUGUGCAUAUUCACUCUGGGUGGUGGACCCUUCUUGCUUAUAGAAAAUUACGAAGAGCUUGUAAAGCAUAACAUUAGGCCAGAACAAGAAAUCCUAACUCGACAUUUCUCGAUGUUUGGGCCUGUACCCGAAGGACUCCUCAAGCAAGUUACCAACGAAAACUGGCGUCGCGCUCUAGAGAUAGGAGCAAGAGCGGGCGAGGAAGUGGUAAAGCAAAACCCUUUGAUAAGGUUCUCCGCGUGGGGCGUGGAUCUUGGGCCUGAGGCAUAUGAUAUGAUAUCUGGAGUAACAAAUCUAGACCCAGCUGCUAGAACGAAGAUAGACCGAGUAUUGAGCCAUCGCGUGUGGCAGGAGGAGGUUGAUGAGUCUAUCUAA